Staurois parvus is the source of this 252-nucleotide messenger RNA. NCBI's taxonomy places the organism in Eukaryota, Metazoa, Chordata, Amphibia, Anura, Ranidae. The record is from the annotation of a GenBank genome assembly.
GAGAGUAAAAUGAUGCAGUGUGGAAAGUGCGAUCGCUGGGUACAUUCCAAAUGUGAAAAUCUGACAGAUGAGAUGUAUGAAAUCCUUUCAAACUUGCCAGAAAGUGUGGCCUACACUUGUGUAAACUGCACUGAUCAUCACCCUGCAGAAUGGAGGCUAGCACUGACAAAUGAGUUACAGGCCUCCCUCAGAUAUGUCCUAAACACACUGCUAAAUUCUCGAACUGCAAGUCAUCUUCUGCGCUACAGACAG